This is a messenger RNA of Ceratotherium simum simum (southern white rhinoceros), 3995 nucleotides long. RefSeq names its product scaffolding CK1 anchoring protein C (gene SACK1C). Gene Ontology annotation, molecular function: protein kinase binding. Gene Ontology annotation, biological process: signal transduction. NCBI's taxonomy places the organism in Eukaryota, Metazoa, Chordata, Mammalia, Perissodactyla, Rhinocerotidae. The record is from RefSeq and is a predicted model, not a curated record.
GCAGGGCCAGGCCCCUCUGGACCAUAAUCCAACCUCCAUGGGGGCUCUAUAGGUCAGGAUUUGGAGGAAACUUGCUGGGAGCCUGGUGGGGAUGGGGCAGGUGAUGCUGGGGUGGGGCGGGGAGGGUGCAGAAGUGUGUGCUAAGAGUCUGGCACUGCAGUUUCCCUGGGCGGGCGAGUCCCAACAGCAGGCACACAGGUGAGGCUGACCUGACAGGUUUCAGAAGCCAGGGGCAAUGGGGUGGAGCAUGGUUCUGACUUAGGGUGGCAACAGGUUGGGGGCCCUGCCACGCACAGGGCAGGCAGGCAGGAGGUGGUUCUGCUAGUAUCUUCUUCCUGCUGCAGCCAGCCCGAGGUGCAGGCCAUGGAGCCUGCUGGAGGAUGAGGGCAGCCAGGUGGGCAGGUAUGUUUGGAGGCCUAGGGCCUGGGGUCCUGGGAGCCCAGAGCAUGGCAGGACCCCUUCGGGACCGGGUGGAGGAGCUGAAACGGCCAUGGUGGCGGGAGAGCUCCCCAUUGGUGCUACAGCACAGUGAGGCGGCCCGGCUGGCAGCCGACGCCCUCCUGGAGCGGGGUGAGGCUGCCUACCUGCAGGUCAUCUCUGAGGAGCGGGAGCUGCCCUUCCUGAGUGCCCUGGAUAUGGACUAUAUGACCAGCCAUGUGUGCGCGGGCCCUGAGCUCAGUGAGGCCCAGGGACUGGAGGCCUCAGGGCCCGACCACCUCAGCCUGCUCUCCGAAGUCACCUCAGGCACUUACUUCCCCAUGGCCUCCGAUAUAGAGCCCCCAGACCUGGACUUGGGCUGGCCUGAGGUUCCACAGGCCACGGGCUUCAGCCCCACACAGGCUGUGGUGCACUUCCAGCGGGACAAGGCCAAGAACAUCAAGGACCUUCUGCGUUUCCUCUUCAGCCAGGCCCGCACGGUGGUGGCUGUGGUGAUGGACAUAUUCACCGACAUGGAGCUUCUAUGUGACCUCAUGGAGGCCUCGAACCGGCGUGGUGUCCCCGUCUACCUGCUCCUGGCUCAGGAGCACCUGAGGCAUUUCCUGGAAAUGUGUUACAAGAUGGACCUCAAUGGGGGGCACCUGCCGAACAUGCGUGUACGGAGCACAUGUGGGGACACGUACUGCAGCAAGGCAGGCCGCCGCUUCACAGGGCAGGCCCUGGAGAAGUUCGUCAUCAUUGACUGUGAGCAGGUGGUGACGGGCAGCUACAGCUUCACCUGGCUUUGCAGCCAGGCCCACACCAGCAUGGUGCUGCAGCUGAGGGGCCGCAUUGUGGAAGACUUUGACCGGGAGUUCCGCUGUCUGUAUGCUGAGUCACAACCUGUGGAGGGCUUCUGUGGCAGUGAGGAUCACCUGUCUUCCCGGGCAUCGUGCCCUCCCCCGGUGGCCCUGGCCUUCAGGCCCCGCAUCCCCAGCCCCACAUCUUCAUCGCCCUCCAGCACCAGCCUCAGCAGCAUCAAAUGCUCACCUCUCAUGGGCCACUCCUACCUCGCUCUACCAGGAGGCGGUGGCUGCAGUGACAUGGGUAUGGGGUCCUCAUCCCCAGGCCCUGCCCGCUGCGAGGCCAGUGGUCAGCCCACUCUGCAACACCAGAUGUCAGACCCUAACCAUGGCUCCCCACCAGGGCCCUACAGGGCCAACCUAGGCAAGCUGGGAAUGUCCCCAUGGUCCCAGUCUUCCCCCACCCUCAACCACAAUAGUGCCAGCCCCUUGACCCUGGCAGUGGGGUCAUCUCUGCUCCCUUGCUCACGCCCCCUUUUCCCCUUCCCCCGAAGUAUCUUAGCCCUGUCCCGUCUCCCGGAGAAUGGGCUCCCAGGAAGCCAGGAGCCCAGCCCCCCACGAGGUCGCUGGGUACCUGGCACAGCCCUGGAGACGGUGGAGGAGAAGAAGGUGUCUCUGAGUCAGAGCCAUGGCCAGCUGGAUCUCCUUGUCCCCUUCCCCAGAGCCCAAGAAGUAGGAGGCCCUGAUUCUGGGGUUACUCCCAACUUAGGCUCCCUUUGGUCUGGCAAACAGGCCCCAGAGGACAGGAGGUUGUCCCCAAGCCAGAGAUACAGCCAGCUGGAUCCUCUGCCCCGGGCCCAGGGUGCCAAGGGUGCCCCUGAGUCAGGUUCCCCCAGACCUGGCGAUCGGACUCCAGAGGACAAGAGGCUGUCCCCAAAUCACAGUCAUGGCCAAUUGGACCUCCUGGUACAGUACCCCAAGGCUGGGGGCUCGAGAGUGCCUCUUGAAGCUAACUCCUCAGCCAGGGCUGGCAAGCAGGGUCCAGAUGAGCGAUGGCAGACCCUGGGCCACAGCCAGCUGGACCUCAUCACAAAGUUUGGCCCGUUCCGGGGUGAGGGGCCUGGGCCCAGUGGUCUCCCCGGACCAAGUCCUGCUUGCAAGGCUGGAGUGGGCUCUGGGGAUGAGAAGCGGCUGACUCUGGGCCACAGCAAGCUGGACCUCAUCACAAAGUAUCAUCAAUUGCAGGGCACCAGGCCGGGACCUGACCCUGGCCCCCCGGGGGGCCCCACAGGUGGCCAUCGCAAUGGCAGUAGCAAUGGCCUGCUUGAGGAUGAGAAACGACUGACCCUGGGUCACAGCAAACUGGACCUUAUCACUAAGUACAACAAGUCCAAGGUCAGGCUGCUCCGAAGCCGCUUCGAGUCCUAGUCCUGCUCCCAGCAGGGACACGUCCGUGCUCCAUCCACUGAGACUCUAGACUUGCUCAAGUCCCAGACUCUGGGGUGCGAGCUUGGGCAGGGGCUGCAUGGGGAGGAGAAGGUGUCUAGAAGCUCAGAUUGGACACUCCGUGGGCUGAGGAUUCUUGCUUAAACACACACACACACACACACACACACACUCGGGGAAAUGGAACCCACUGUUACUGGGCACGUGUCAUUUGCCUCUGUGCUGGGCACUUCAUACCAGUUACUUCUUAUCCUUCAUCCUCACAACAUUCUACAAUAUAGACCUCUAGCAGGUAUACAAUUCUAGGAUCAUAGAUAUUAUCUUCUCUAUUUUAUUAAUGUGGAAGCUGAGACCCAGAGAGUUUGAUGGCUUGCUUGGAAUCAGGUCCAAGUAAGUGGAGGAGUAGGGGCCCAAACCUGUGUCUCUGAUCUCUUAAGAUUGUGUUUUUGCACAGACAUGACACACACUAUCAACAGUUCACAUGUCUCCAUGCACACAAAAUACACACAUCACAAAGAUGCCCAAAAUGCCUGCACAAUAUGCACAGCACACUGACAGCGUUCACACCCACAAACUGUAUAUCCAUAGAAACACACAAUAUGUACACAUAGGUGGAUGUGAUAGACCAAAACACUCAAAAUUCUAGUUAUAGGUGCUCAAUAAAUGUCAUUUGGCUAAAGGAAUGGCACAAAAUACAUGCAUUCGGUGCACACCGUAGACCCCUAAGGAUCCACAGAUCAUAAAUAUGCACAUAACCACACAUGCACACACACACACAAACAUGGAGGUACACAUGCACCAACCAGUAUCUUUUUUAACCUAAGCUGUGUACCCAGCCCUGUGCUGGGCAGGCCAUUGAGCAAAUAAAUCAGGCUCAGUCCCUGGGAGAUGAGGAUUAAAUGCAUAAACCAUUGGUGAGCAAGACAGCUGUAUCUAGUUAAAGGCUGACCAGUGACAGAGGGUAGUAGAGAACGAAGGGCAGAGAGUAGUGGUGAUGGUGGAGUGGUGAGGAAAGUUUCUCAGAGGAGAAGCCUUUGAGCCAGGCCUUGAAGGAUGGGGAGGAUUUGGACAGAUGGAGGAGAGAGUAAGAGGAAUUCCUGGUAGAGGGAACCAGGUGAAGAGAGGCCAGGGAGAGGACUGAGGGAGUGAGUCUGAAGUGAACUGGGGAGGACAAGUAGAGGACGUGGACACCCAGACACUCUGACACACACACAUCAUUUUGCUGUGUCCCUAGAAGCACAGUCUGACCGGUUUUGGGUCCUUUUCCUGAGCUCACCACCUGUCUGGGAGAAUAUACAUGACACAAACCAAUAAAGGCAGACAUGCUAU